GAUUAACACAGAAUCUUACUAUUAUAUAUUAUAUAUGUAAAAUUUGAAUAACCUACUCAAAAUAAAAAUUGUAUUCCAUACCUAGCACCCACCGCUUUACAUUUUGUGUGUAUAUAUAUUUUCACACACAAAGCACAACCCAAUUAAUGAAACUUGUUAUAUGACUAGCUUCUAAAACUACAACACUAUGGUUUGCAAUCUCAGCAAAACUGAAGACGGUGGCGCCGCUACAAUCUCCGCCGUGCAUCCCGAUAUUAUUCAAACCCACAUCCUCACGUGCCUCGACGGUCCCUCACUCGCUUCCACAGCCAGCACGUGCUCUCAGCUUAACUCCCUCUCAUCUUACGAGCAUUUAUGGUCCAAUAUUUGCACCUCCACGUGGCCUUCCACCAACACGCCACGUGUCCGCAACGUAAUCUCCACUUUCCCUAACAGCUCUCGCUCUUUCUUCUCCGAUUCUUUCUCAACCGUAACCGCUCCCGCCUCCAACCGCCACCGCGCCAAUCUUGAAGCCACGCCAGAAAUUCUAUCCGCCGUUGACUUAUUCCACCGGAAAAAGCUUGUUUUAUCUAGAUUGGUGGAGACUGAAACCGAGUCGGGGUGGUUUCGGUGUUCUCCGUUUCGGAUUGAUAUUCUCGACCCGAAGGAUUCGGUUGAGACGAGUAUGGAUUAUCCGAGAGACGAUGAAGCGUGUAAGAAUUUAGAAGAUGAAUUGAGUUUGAGUUGGAUUGUGAUUGAUCCGAGGGGGAAGCGUGCGGUGAACGUGUCGAGUGGGAAGCCGGUGUCGGUGAACCGUCACUGGCUAACCGGCGACGUGCAAGUGAGAUUUGCGACGGUGUUACACGGCGGAGAGAAGGGAUCAGCGAAAGAAGCGACGCUGUGUAGUUUAUUGGUGACGUUGGGGAAGGAAAUGCAGGUGAGGGAAACUUGUUUUCAGAUUGAGGAUAUGGAUGGGAAUCAGUUGAAUGGGAGGGAUAGUUUGGGGAUUUUGCAAAGAGCAUUGGAAAGUGGAAGGAAAAGAUUGAGGAACGGAAAGGAAGGAAAGGAAAGGUACGUGGAAUUUGUGAAGAAGAAAAUGGAAAGGAAAGAGAGAAAAUUGAGAAGAGAGAGAAAAUUGGAUAUUCUCUGUGUUGCACUCGCUGCUUUGUCUGUUGCGGCUUUUUCCACUCUCUUUCUCUCUUGAUUUCAUUAUGUUAUAUUAUAUUUGAGUUUCAUUUCAGAUACAAACAUAUAAGAAACAGGGAACAAUUUGAUGUUAGUUACAGUGUCAAACAAAUGUUGAUGUUUAGUUACAUCUUACGAUAAUUGAAAUUGAAGGAAAGGAAAGUUAUGUAAAUGUAAGUAGUACUAAGUAAUGACUUAUGAUAGAGAAGUGUUUAAUCCUACCAUGAAUCCAUGAUCGUGGUAUGGCUUUAUACAUGAAAAUUGUAUUCAAUGCAACUUGUAGAUUUUACAUACUUAUGUUUGGUUUUCACGUUUCCAAAUAAAUCUGUCUUUGUCACUCAUAAUCAUAAAUUAAUGUGCUCCAUUUAAGGGUGAUUUA
Lathyrus oleraceus (garden pea) is the source of this 1543-nucleotide messenger RNA. Its product is annotated as probable F-box protein At2g36090. Gene Ontology annotation, molecular function: protein binding. The transcript has a single exon. The coding region runs from base 188 to 1183 and encodes 331 amino acids. NCBI's taxonomy places the organism in Eukaryota, Viridiplantae, Streptophyta, Magnoliopsida, Fabales, Fabaceae. The record is from RefSeq and is a predicted model, not a curated record.